AGAAAGAAACGUUUACCAAAGCACUUUAUCUUUUUGAUAAAGAUUACAAUAAAAUGAGUAAUGAAGAACUAAUUGUUGAAAUUCAGAAGUUACGGGCAGAAAUAUGGUCAAUGAAAGAUGAUGAUGGACGAAUAAAGAAAAUACUAGAGACACACGAACUUUCCACUACCGGACAAAAACCAACCAAAUCGGGCAAUUUCCCGUUUGAGUUUUUAUUAAUUUUAAUUGUCGAAACCAGUUGUGACGAAACGAGCACUGCCAUUUUAGAAAACAAAAAAGUUCUCAGUAAUAUUACCAUUUCCCAAAUAUUAGAACAACAAAAAUAUGGUGGAGUAAUGCCUAGUUUGGCCGCUAAAUUACAUAUUAAAAAUAUUCAAAAAGUCCUAAAAAAAACUUUAUUCACUGCUAAAAUUUCCCCCAAGCAAAUUGAUUAUAUUGCCUAUACCGAAAAACCAGGCUUAAUCAUUUCCUUGGCCUUGAUUAUUAGUGGCGGACAUACUCAGAUGUAUCAAGUAAACAACCAUUUUGACUUUAUUCUUUUGGGUGAAACUUGCGAUGACGCCAUUGGUGAAUGUUUGGAUAAAUCGGCCAUUUUAUUGGGUUAUAAUUAUCCAGGUGGUCCGAUCAUUGAAAAAUUGGCUCAAACUGGAAAAAAUACUUAUCGGUUGCCUUUUCCCAAAAAUGAUGAAAGUUUUGAUUUUAGUUUCAGUGGAUUGAAAAGUGAAAUUAGUCGUCUAAUAAGCAAGGAAAAAGAAAACAUUAAUGUUAAUGACCUGGCUUGUUCGCUCCAAUGCAUUUUGGCUGAAAUAUUAACCAAAAAAUUAAAAAAGGCUUGGUUAACUGUUCGGGCAAAAACUAUCAUAAUUGGUGGAGGGAUAUUCCACGGACAAUGCGGCUAUGAUUGGAACUUAUUAUUCUACGAAUACUUAAAAGAAGACCGUAAGAAAGAGCACUUAGGUCGCGAUAACAAGGCGAAAAAUGCUGAAGCAAAAUUAAAAAGUCAUUGA
Racocetra persica is the source of this 1007-nucleotide messenger RNA. NCBI's taxonomy places the organism in Eukaryota, Fungi, Glomeromycota, Glomeromycetes, Diversisporales, Gigasporaceae. The record is from the annotation of a GenBank genome assembly.